Molecule: messenger RNA, 1382 nt
Organism: Quercus robur (English oak)
Lineage: Eukaryota; Viridiplantae; Streptophyta; Magnoliopsida; Fagales; Fagaceae
Exons: 4
Coding region: 1-420 (139 amino acids)
Source: RefSeq, a predicted model, not a curated record
AUGAUUGCUGCAAAACAAAGGCUGCAGUGUCGAAAAAACCGAAUUACGAGGUUGCAGUGUCCAAAAAAAAGGAAAAGGGAAGCUGAAGAGGGUGGAGAUGCACUGAAAUCUUUAGAGAACACAACCUUGGGCUCUAAAAUAGAAAUUGCUGCGCUGGAUGAGAUGAAAUCCAUGGAGUCCCAACAUGCAAUUGUGAGUGCAGAUGCUACGCUUGAGGACUCGCCAACCAAAGUUGCCAAGAGGUAUUCGGGCAAGCAUCUGAUAGCUUCAAUGAUGAAGGGCUUAGCUCUCCACCUAGUAAAAUGGAAGGGUAAAUGCCAAGGCACCACUUCGAAAUCACCAGCAACAAGUGAACUCACUUUCUACCGAAUACUUAUGUCAGCAUUGUCAUGGGUCGAAACACCAUUAGUCAUUACAUGAAUAAGAACUAAUGAGAUUGAGAAAAUUUCAAAGUAAAACUAAAAUUGGUCAUGUUACCGACUGUUAACAGCAAAAAUUGUUAACCAGAGAUACUGUUGCGGAGUUGUACUAAUGGGAGAGAACCAACAACUAAAAAAGGAUUCAAUCCAAAUUGACACAAAAUAAAGAUGAGUCAAUAUAUUUCGAAAAUUUUUCCAUACUACUCAGAAACAUAAGUGAUUGUCUUACAAACUUUUGGGACAACAGACAUUGGUAACUAUUACAUAACUUGAGAUACGUAAAUAAAACUGUGUCAAUAGCAUUCAUCUUUAAGCUUUAAUUACAUUUAGCGAUUCAGGAAUUUUAAUAUCAAAGCAAGAUUAUUUGUAUGAAGGAAUUGCGGGAGGUGGAGUUCCUAGUGCAAACAUCCUGGCAAAGAUGCAGUAGCUGAUAGAAUUGACAUUAUUUUUGUGUCCCUUGGUAUCUACCAGCCACUCUGCUUCUUUCCAUGCCAUAAGAGAAGGCAUCUUGACUUCAAGUUCCACUGGAAACUUAGGGGCUCAGCCAUUAAGCCUCUCCAAGUAUGGACCUUGGAUAUUAGCUGCUGCCGCCAGCACCAUUGACAGGAAAUUUGUUGCUCAAGUUUGCUUGGCAAAGGACAAGUGUACAUUCUGAGCUUUUCAUUGAAGUUGUACCAUACUAAUUUUGUUAAAUGAUCUAAGAAGGGCCUCUCCAUUAAUAGCUUCAACUUCAAUGAAACAUCAUUUCCCUAGAUUUAGGCUGGAGAUGCUGCAAACUACUCUGCAGGUGCUGACCUAGAUAAUUCAAAAAUAUUUCAGAAAUGGUUCCAUGAAUUCUUACAAAGUACAAGGACAAAUUGUUUUCUGUGAAACCUUAUGGGAUGACACUGUUAACUUUUUUACCCAACAGUGUAGAAACCAUUAUGAUUGACUUUUCCAUUAACUGAUUUUAGCUUCAACUGC